GAGAAAAAUCGAAUUUUGAACCCGAUGAAGCGGUCAAGAAAAUUUUAGGCCCUCUGUUUGAUGAAUGGGCCUGCGCUUUGAAAGGGGAAAUCGCUCGAGUUAUGAUAAGAAUAAAUCUGUUGAAAUUCGAUGCGAAGCAAAACAUUGAUAGAAUUUUGAAUUCCAUGAAGAAAGCAGCACAUUCAGCUUUUGAGAAUAUCCGAUCAAAGUAUUGGGAAGACAUAAACAAUAUUAACGAGGCUUGCAAUUUCUUGAGCAGAGCAAUCGAGAUGGAAUGUGCCAUUCAGGAAGAAUUGAUAUUCUCAGGCAGUCAUUUCCAUGUGAAUGCAAAUGUAAUAUAUUUUCCUGAUCCACCUCCAACUCAGAAACUCGGAGCUGAGACUGAACGAGAUCUAAGUUUUACUAUAUCCCAGUUAGAAACUUUGACAGAUAUAUUGUUUGAUUUGGCACCUAGCGGAUACAUCCCUGAACGGUCUUUUAUAUACUUACUUCAAGACAUGAUUGCCGAUGAAGAGAAAUCAAUGGCUCCGAAGGCGUGGAAGAAGUUAUCGACGAAGAAAAUGGAACAACUUUCUGAGGAGAUAUUUGGAAACAAUCAAUCGAUCCAAUGGAGACAAUUCAUUUUAUAUAAUUUGAUGAUCCCGUUUCCAAGUGUCGAGGAACUGUUGAACUUGAGGAAACAUCUCACAGAGCACGACAUUAACUUCACCGAAGUAAUCAGCGAGGAACAAUUUGAAGAGAUAACUUUAUGGUUCGAGACAUCGGGUGAUGUACAACAACAGGUCGUUAGAAACUUAUUGCUUAAAUUGUACAAAAUCAGUUAUGAGAACUUCAACUAUACAGCCAUGCUUUUUGACUUUUGCAAGGGUUCCAGCACUCCGGAAGGUUUCGCAAAAGCUUUAGCACUUUCGUCAGGAAAGGCGUUAUGUUGGGAUGAAAGAGUAGGAGAAAUGUUUGUUAAAGAUAUUUUAGAGAAAAGAAGGAUUCACGAGGAAGAGGUAACAAUCCGGAAUGAGGAAAGAAAACAGGCUGAAGAUUUUGUAAAAAUAAUCAUAGAUGAAAGCAUAGGUGAAACAGUACAUAAAUGUGAGAGCAUUAUUAUUGAAGAAGUAAGACACGAAACAAACUCUUUCCGAAAAAUACGAACAAACGAAAAAGUUCGUGUUAAAAUUGUUAGCGAAUCCGAAGGAACUGAUGAAAACCCUGAUGAGUUAAACCAUGAUAAAUUUGAAGAAAGUGAUAAUAAUGAUCAUGGUGAAAAAUCUGAUCUUGGUGGUGAUCUUGAAGAAGAAAGUAAAGGAAAUUUCUCAAACGAAAGUGGCAAACUGGAAUCAAAUGACGACAAAAAUUUUUUCAACAUAGAAAUAGGAUUUGAAUGUAAUCCCAAUCCUAAUUUGCAAUAUUUCAUUGAACUUGAGACUGUUCUAUCGGUAUUAUCAAUAGUCCUCUCUUGGAGUUUUAAUGUUCAAAACAUAGAAGAUAAAAGUUUUUGCGAACUCUUACAAGAAAUUUAUGAUGAAUGUAAAAAUCCACAGUUCAAUGAUGAGGUGUUAUCUCAUGAAUUUUUGAAUAAUCCAAAAUUUUUGAAACUUCUCAGUAAUACUACAAUUUUUUUGGUGAAAAAUCCUUCCGAAAUUGUGAAAGAGCUCCUAGAUGAAUAGAAUAAAAACUAAAACAAACUUC
Messenger RNA from Leptinotarsa decemlineata (Colorado potato beetle), 1683 nucleotides. Its product is annotated as sperm flagellar protein 2. The record is from RefSeq and is a predicted model, not a curated record. Lineage: Eukaryota; Metazoa; Arthropoda; Insecta; Coleoptera; Chrysomelidae.